Varanus komodoensis (Komodo dragon) is the source of this 3869-nucleotide messenger RNA. It is a transcript of the gene THAP9, whose product is annotated as THAP domain containing 9. The record is from RefSeq and is a predicted model, not a curated record. The transcript is spliced from 6 exons. NCBI's taxonomy places the organism in Eukaryota, Metazoa, Chordata, Lepidosauria, Squamata, Varanidae. Bases 106 to 2826 code for a protein of 906 amino acids.
CAGAGCGAGCUGUUGGUAUCACCGCCAUGACACGCGAGGCAAAGUAGGCCGCGGUUGGUCGAGAACCAGUAUUGGGGCCCCGGAGCUACUGUGGAGCAGGGGACGAUGCCCAAAGCCUGCUCUGCCAUUAACUGUCCCAACCGGGACACCCGGGAGAACCGCGCUAAGGGCCUGUCGUUCCACAGCUUCCCCAAAGCUCACGAACUGAGGAAGAAGUGGAUACUGGCUGUGAAUCGCAUUGAGCCUAGUUCCAGGAAGUUGUGGAUCCCAGGUUCUGGUGCUUGCCUGUGCUCAGAGCACUUCAGCCAGGAGGAGUUUGAGAUCUAUGGAGGGCAGAAGAGGCUGAAGGCUGGUGUGAUCCCCUCAGUCUUCUCCUUUAAGGAACCAACCAAAGGGCAGCAUCCCUCCAAGUCUCUUAAAGCCAUGGGCAUCAGUAGGCCAGCAGCAAGUACCAGGGAAGCAACCUCAACAGCUGAACCUUCUCCAGCACAAGCCAAAACAGUGGAACUUAUCCAAACAGAACAUCAGUACAGUCUGAGUGAACCUAUGGAUGGCACUUUCAUCCUCCCUGACCCAGUGCUGGGGAGUGAACGGGAGCAGGAUGCAGCCCAGCGCCGCCUCUCUUACUACCAGCAGGAGCUGUGGAGUAUGCUGGAGAGAUUGCGGGAACAGCAUCUCCUCCAGGAGGAUACCGAGCGUAUGCUGAAAUCACAGUUUGGUGCAGAUCUGCAGCUCAGUUUGCAGUGUGAGGGAGUCCAGUGUGAGAACUACCCAGCUGACACUCGCAACUUUGCAGUCUCACUGCAUUUGUUCUCAGCCAAGGCCUAUGACUUCAUGAAGAGGACAUUCCAACUGCCGGAGCCCAGCGCUUUGCGCAGAUGGCUUUCAAACCCAGAUUUCAAGCCAGGAUUGAGCCAACAGGCUUUUGAUACAUUGGCAGAAAGAUCUAAGGCAGAUGAUCAGGCCUUCAAGAUGUGUUCGCUCCUUAUUGGCACAAUGCCUCUGGAGAGGAAAAUCCAUUUUGACCCUUCCACAAGAACUCUGCAAGGUUUGGUGGACUUUGGUGCUGGAAAGUAUGAUGCGGAUGAGGUUUUAGGUGCAGCAGAAGCCCUCCUUUUGGUGGCUGUUGGUUUCCAAGGUCAAUGGAUUGUACCCCUUGGCUACUUCCUCCUUCCUACCCUUCGAGGUGAUACACAGGCCCAGCUCCUGCGCCACUGUAUCCUCAAGCUGUAUGACAUCGGUGUGCAGGUUAUCUCUGUGACAUCUGAUGCUACGUGUCCCAAUAUUGACACAGCCAGGCAGCUGGGAGUGCUAGUCGAUGGUGUCACUGUCAAGUCCACAUUUUUCCAUCCAGCCACCCCUACUCUGGAAAUUGCUUACUACUUUGACCCCAGCCAUUUGCUCACCCUGAUUCACAACUUGCUCCAAGCCAGUGGCACUCUCCAGGUGAGUGGCAAGGCUGUCUGCUGGGACUACCUCUUGCAUCUGGGGGGUCUGCAGGAAGCAGAGGUUCUUUGGGCAGCCUGCCAGGCUGGUGGAAUCCACCUACAGGAGCAACGGGUGUGGGGAAAUGGCACUGCACAGUUGUUUAGUGAGGCCACUGUUCAGGCCUUGCAUUUGGCAGCUAGGCUAGGCCUGCCCCAGUUUCAGGGUCAUGAGGCAACCACCCACUUGAUUGGACUGCUGAGUGCUGUUUUUGAUGCAUGCAACAGCUGGAAUGCCAAUGGGAAAGGUUUUAAGGCCCCACUGUCCCUUGCCAGUAUGGAUGCCCUUAACAAUCUCUGCAACGAGUAUGAGAACCUGCUUCGCAAACUGCGCACUGCCACUGGGAAGUUACUCUGGCCGAGUAAGCAUCGAUGGGGCUUUCUUGGCUUUCUGGUGAACCUGCGCAGCUUGCAGUGGGUAGCACAGACCUAUCUACAAGCAGAAGAUAGCCCAGUAGCUUAUUUGCUCCCAUGUUGGUGGAGUCUGGAUCCUCUGGAGUGGUGCAGGGGAGCCAUAAGGCAAGCAUGUGGGCAUAAAGGCGUUUCCAUAGCAUCAGAUUUCCAGCAUGGUUACAGGCUUGUCUUAAACCGAGCUGUUUCUGGCCUGGGCCUUGAUCCACCAAAUCUACUAGACAUAUCUUUAUGUAGACGGACUAGCCUCCAGUUGCAGGCCUCAUGGCCUCUGGGGCAAAGGCAGAUUUGGCAGUUGCAUUGGCACAACUGCCUUCCCCAAGAUAUGAACAGUGCAGUUUUAGACCCAGCCUUUCUGGCUGAGAUAGAAGAAGACACAGUCACCUACAUUUCCUGUGCUGUUUUGGAAAAACUGCUACCACGCUUAUCCUGUGCUGAGUGCCGUGUUGCCCUCUUGUGCCCUUGUCAGGGGGUGUCUACAGGCAGCGCUCUGAUGUUUGUGGAGAGCAAGAGAGGAAAGCAUCUCCCAGCAAAGUCUGUACAGAGAGUGAUCCGUAGCGCAAAGCAGAUUGUUGGCCUCCCUUCCCAGUUUUUCGGGGACUCCAGCCACCAUUGGUGUCUAGCACAGGAGCUGGCCAUCUUGGCAGAUGUGAGUGAGGAACCUGAUCUUUUCUCAUCCCUAGUCAAUCACCUUUUUGAGAGCAACACUCUGGUUUCCAAUCAUUAUGUCACCUUGCUGCAGGAACUUGUGCGAACAUUUUUAGAACUUUGGUUCAAGGGAGCACAAGGAUCACAAUCCACACCCGUGGCUCAGACAAGUAGCUCUGUGAAGAAGACCAGUAAUAAGCAGAGUGCAGGGGAUACAAACUGCUCCAGAAGGCACUGGCCCCAGCAAAUGCUUGGACUCACAGAAUGGUACACAAUUCUCUGAAGAUGGCAGACUGCAAAUUGCUAGUGAUUGCAUAAUUAAGGGAAGAAAAGGGGUACCUCGUAUAGCACAAGCUCACAGAAAACAACGAGGUAGUCUUGAGGCCAGUGUGCAAUCAGCCCUUUGUGUUUGGAAAACGGAGAAAGGAAGAUGCAGGCUGAACUGACAUGAAGACGGAGCCAGCUUUUCAAGUGAAAAUGCUAUGUGGGUGGUGACUCCAAGGUGCAUCAUUUUAUAGAAUGUAUAAACUUAAGGGAUUUUGCCAUCUCAUCAGGGAAAGAAACAGCUUACUGGAUCCAGAGGCAGUCACGAGUUACUAGAAAAGCAUUUGUUUCCCUUGGUGCAGCUUCUCCAAGCUGCAUAUAAGGUGAGUUUUUAUUGCAUGGUCUAGGAAACCUAAAUCAUGUGACCCAGCUUGGAUGUAUGGUUAAUUUAUCACCAGAAGAGAGCUGUGAUUGUUUUGGAGUGGUAGAACAGCCAAAGACUCAGCUUCAGAGUCAAACUUUGCCUGAAGCAAUUGACCGGGUUUCAAAUGGUCCUGGAUGAACUACAGCACAUUUUGCAAAAUGACCUUUGAAUAAUUUGUCUGUUUCCAAAUGCAAUUUUUUAUUGAUUCCCUUCUGUCACAUUCUGUUGGGAGAGCUACUGGAAAUGAGUGGGACUCAAAUGAACUGGAAGAAAAAGUGAUUAUUGGUGGUGCUAUACAAGCAGAUGAGUAAGUUCCCCUUGUGUUAAAAAUUGUGCUCUGUCCUUAUAGAACAGCUGAAGGGCAAGAAGCCUAAAUUUGCUGAAGCACAUCAAUUACUCCACUGCCAUCAUAGCAGAUGCCACAGAAAUGCUGGUAUUUAUUCCAACAUUCCCAAGAUCUGGGAAAGUAAAACAAACAACAUUUUACUGGAAAGGAAGUCAAUCAGCUCCAGAGCCGUAUGUGUUAGAAAACUGAAUCACUGUAUGAGAUCUGUGCUUCCUUUCUGCUAUCAUCAUCAUGAUAUUUUAAUAAACAGUGGCACAUAUGUUUUUCAAAUAAAAUAUAAAUCCACCCAAAA